Messenger RNA from Drosophila persimilis, 1801 nucleotides. Its product is annotated as homeobox protein B-H2. Bases 393 to 1637 code for a protein of 414 amino acids. The transcript has 2 exons. The record is from RefSeq and is a predicted model, not a curated record. Lineage: Eukaryota; Metazoa; Arthropoda; Insecta; Diptera; Drosophilidae.
CGGUCGUCGUGCGCGGUCAAGGAUAAAACGACAAAGCAACGAAGAAAGAGGGAGAAAAAGCGAGACAAGAGGAGAGCAAUGUAAAGCAACAAACGAAUGGAAAAUGAAGUGCCAAAGUGUUAAAAGCAACGAAAUUCAAUUUUUGGACGAAAGCUAGAAACAGAAAAAGAGAAAGAAAGAGUGUCGACACUCCCGAACGGUAAUCGUUUCGUUUUCGUUCCGUUCCGUUCCGUUCAGUUUCGUUUUGCGCGAUUUGCGGUGUUUCGUUUCGUUUCGUUACGUUCCGUUACGUUCCGCUACGGUCCGUUCCGUUUCCGUGUUUCGUUUCGCACUCUUCUCUUGACAUUUUUUUUUCCGCUGUCGGGCUCUCUCCAAAUGGGUUUCAAUUCCUGAUGAUGGAGACAUUUCUUGUCCUGGGCCUGUGUUUUAUCCUGUACGAAGCAUUGGAUUUCUUUCAAGGCUGCAUCCACAGCAACACCCCGACGCCGAGCGACCAGAUCGAGGCCUACCGCCGCGAACUCGACGAACAGCGCCAGCAGCAGCAGCAGGAACAGUUCCUCGCGGGUCUCACGCCCCUGCUGGGCGCCCAAUUCGCUGCCGCCGCCGCCGCUGCCGCUGCAGCAGCCUCCUCGGGCUCCCAGUCGACGCUGGGCAGCACCACAGCCACGCCCACAGCCUCGACGGCGAGUGUGAUCAGCGACUCGUACGACCAGGACACGCACUCCCAUUCGCAGGAGGCGCAACAGCAACAGCAACAGCAGCAGCAGCACUCGCUGAGCACACCGGGUCUCUUCCGUCCGGCCGCCUUGGGCUACUACGAUCCGGAGGAUCCGCUGCAUGCCACAUCGUCGCUGCCACGCGACUUCUACUACCUUCAGCAGCAGCAGCUGAAGAACAAGGCCAGCGCCAAGUCGCUGCUCUCGAAGUUCUCCUCGACCAACUCGGACAAUCGCAUCUACCCGGAAGCCGGGGCCAGCACGGGGCACAGUCUGCUCGGAGGAGCGGUGAUCACCCACCAGCCGCUGCCCGUGGUGCCCCCCACCGAGGCGUCGUCCUCGAGCCUAUUCGACUGCCAGCCCCCGGCUGUGGCGCCGCACCAGCUGCAGGCACCCUCCCCGCUGCUCCUGGAACUGAAGCGCGCCAUCAUCAGUCACCAGUCGCACGCCCACACCGUCUUGGACGAGGACGACGAGGAGCUGAUCGGCAGCGACAACGGCUGUCCCCAGUGCGAGGAAGAAGAGCACCACCAGCAGCAGCAGCGCCAGGAGGAGCUCUACGACAACGAACAGGAGGAGGAGGACGACGAGGACGAGGAGGAGGAUCUCUCCUACAACAGCAACAGUAACAGCAACAGCAACAGUCGAGCAUCCUCCACACACGGCACGACGACGACGGUGCACAGCAGUGAGCCGAACAUCAGCGCCUUGCUGCCACGCAUCCACCACAUAGCCAUCGACGACAUCGACAUCGGGACAGCGACGGGGGCGUCGGCGUCCAGCAACGGGCACUCGGACUCCAUUUCUGGGUGUGGCCUGGCGGCCACGUCGCACGCCGAUUUCCGGGAGAUCGAGUGCGAGCGUCUGCGACGCAAGUGCGUGAGCGUAAAGCGCAUCUAUAGCAUAUCGGAGAAAUUCUAAAUCCAAAACCCACAUUCGAUACUCGAAAUUCGAUAUUCGCUAUCCGAUAUUCGAUAUCCGAUACUCGAUAGUUACUGUCUCAUCCAACACCUGUACAAAGCAAUCGAUCAAAAAAAAAAAACUCAGCAAAAACUCACCAUUGCACCACCGCACCACCGCAAAAA